Molecule: messenger RNA, 1368 nt
Organism: Guillardia theta CCMP2712
Lineage: Eukaryota; Cryptophyceae; Pyrenomonadales; Geminigeraceae
Exons: 1
Coding region: 1-1368 (455 amino acids)
Source: RefSeq, a predicted model, not a curated record
AUGGCUUCAUCGCCCUUUGUGAAUAGUAAGAGCAGAGCGGAACGGUUGCGUGAGGAGAAGGUAGAGCAGCGCAAGAGGACAAGAGAUCUGAUCGACCUGCUGGAUCCUCUGGUUCCUCUUCAAGAUCGGCCGAUUUCAUCGGAGAAAGGAAGCUUGAAGUCGAGGAGGACGGUUCUGCAGCUGUACGAAGAUACAGUAGCCGCUAUCAGAUCCGUGAAGGUGGGGAAUGGAAGUCAGGAGCGAGGUUCGGUGCAGGUUGGCAGCGACAGGAGUGUAUCUUCUUUCUUCAGAAGGCUCGAUGAGGAUCUUCAAUCAUGCAUCGACAGGUGCCGGGUAGAGAAAGAGUACGUUGUGAAGGGCAUGAUGUCGUCUUCUUUCCUUCAAAUCGUGGAGAUGGACACACAGGAGUGGACGAUCGUAAAAACAAGUGCUGGGUUUGACAAUCUCUUUCAAAACUUACCAUGCUCGUCGAUAGUCGGAGAACGGCUGCCGUUGCUGGUGCACCCCCAUGACCUUUGGACGCUUAGGAUGCAUGACAAGCCGAGAGACCCGGUCGAGAUCCGGCUUUCUGUCUUUCGUGGAAACUGCCAUGCGUGUAUCCGCUGCGAGCUGCAUCCUAUUACGGCUGAGAACUCGACCUCGACCUUGUUCUUCCUUCGCACUGUGGAUGCUCUCCCUUCCAUGGUGCCUGACCGUGCCUGGUCCGGCAAGGCUGAGUUUCUCAGCAGCCUCUGCGGUGUGUUCAAUUUCGAUGACAUAUGCUCGACGGCAUCGCCAUGGGAAGUGAGCUCGAGGAUGAAAGACUUCGGAUUCCCCGAGCAGGUCCAGCUCUCUUCUUCGGCUCUCCUGGCGUCGGAAUCUUCACGAGUGGUUCUCGAAGAAUACCUGGCGCUGCAUGGUGUGGAGCUUCACAGAUACGGCGAGCUGCCCCAGGUCUUCUCCCGGAUCCUCCAAUGGCACUUGUACUUUGAUGUGACUGCCGGGGGGAUCCCGCGCUUCACGAUGCAUGUCCGCCUCAAGAUGCCGGAGAUCGCCGGGUGUAAAAUCACCCCUUGGAUCAAGCUGCUUCAGGUCACCUUAGACGGUCAACCCAACCAGUCGGCCAAGAACGUAGACUCGCAAGUUCGUUUCUACGCGCAGAGCAACUCGCCUCCUGGAGAGCUGCACAUGACUUCUCUCUACUGGCGCAAACGCAAGGACGGAUGGAGUUGCUUUCACAACCGGGACUGGAUCAUGAAGCCCGAUCGUUGCAGGAUCUUCGGUCAGUUAUUUCGAUCAGCUCAAGACAAGCUGUUUGAGUUCGAGCAUGUGUCUGUACGGGUGGGAGAUGUCGACAACCAGCUUUUGAAAGACAUCGUUGGCACAUAG